CAAGCCCAGCAAUUAAUCUUAUGACCAUUUUUCUAAAUUCUUGUUCAGUUAUAUUGCUUAUAUCUGUUUUGAUCAGUUCAUUAGCUGUCAUUUCUUCCUGGAAUUUCUUUUGAGGAGAAUUCUUCCAUUUUGUCAUUUUGGCUAGUUUUCUGUCCCUUACGUGUUUUAAAAGCUUGUUAUGUGCUCUACCCCUGCGAGCACUGCUAUAUUAAAGGGGGGGUCAUACACUGUCCAGGGCCUCGCCCUUCAGAAGGUGUUUUUUGGAGAGUGUUACUUGCUCUCUGUUGUUGUGACUUUGGUUAUUUUAUUUCCCUACUUGUAGUGGUGUUUUGGACCCUCCACCAGGUGUGCUUUGAUUUGUUCCUUGGAGUAGCCAUAUGGCCCAUCAGGUUGUCCUGGUGUAUCCCUGGUAGCAACUCAGUCUCUUUUCCUCCCAGCCUCUUGGGGUUCAAAGUCCUUUGGCUUCAACCCUUCUUUGAGAGACGUGGGAAGUUUGGAUCUCCCUACUUCUCUGCCAUGUUGGUCCCUCCCUCAAUACUGAGCAGUUCUAAUUAAUACUUGUUAUAACCCUCCCAUGCCCCUGUACCUUACAGACAGGUAGGUAGGUAGAUGGGUAGAGUUAUACAGAUAUAUAGAUACAUAGAUUGAUUUGGUUUGGUUUGGUUUUAAUUAGCAUUUUUUUAAGUUGUGGUAAAAUACACAUAACCAAAUUUACCAUCUUAACCAUCUUUCAAGUGUGUAAUUCAGUACUGUUAUGUAUGUUCACAGUAUUGAGUAACCAAGCUCCAGAACUUUUUCAUCUUGCCAAACUAAAACUAUAUACCCAUUAAGCAACAACUCCCCAUUCUCCGUCCCCCAGCUCCUGGCAACCAUCUUUCUGUCUUUAUAAAUUUGACUGCUUUAGAGACCUCAUAUAAGGGGCGUCAUACAUUAUUUGUGUUUCUGUGACUAGCUUAUGUUAAUUACCAUAAUAUUUACAAGGUUCAUCCACUUUGUAGAAUGCGUUAGAAUCUCUUAAGGCUGAAUAAUAUUCCAUUGUAUAUAUACACCACAGUUUGCUUAUCCAUUCACCCAUCACUGGACACUUAAACUGCUUCUACUUCUUAGCUAUUGUGAAUAUUGCUAUUAUGAACAUGGGUGUACAAUAUCUCCUCAAGACCGUGCUUUCAAUUCUUUUGGAUAAAUACCCAGAAGUAGAAUUGCUGGAUCAUGGGUAAUCCUAUUUUUAAUUUUUUAAGGAAUGUCCAUACUGUCUUAAAAGCAGAUGUCCCAUUUUACACUCCCACCAGCAAUGCACAAGAUUCCAAUUUCUACACAUCUCCACCAGCACUUGUUACUUUCUCUGUCUCUUGUUAAUAGUAGUCAACCUAAUAGAUGUAAGGUGAUAAUCUCAUUCUGGUUUUGAUUUGCAUUUUUGUGGUAGCAAAUGAUGUUGAGCAUCUUUUUAUAUGCUUAUUGGCCAUUUGUACAUCAUCUUUGGAGAAAUAUCUGUUCAAGUCCUUUGCCCAUUUUUGAAUGGGUUUUUCUGUUUUCUGUCAUUGAGCUUUCUCUAUAUUUCUGGACAUUUAAUCCCUCAUCAGAUUAUGUGAUUUACAAAUAUUUUCUCCCAUUUUGUGGGUUGCCUUUUUAUUCUGUUGAUAGUAUCCUUUGGUGGGCAAAAAGGUUUUAAUUUUCAAGAAGUCCAGUUUGUCUAUUUUUUUUCCUCUUAAUUCCUGUGCCUUUGAUAUCAUGUCUAAGAAAACAUUGUCAUAUCUAGUGUCAUGAAGCUUUCCCCCAUGUUUUCUUCUAAAAGUCUUAUAGUGUUAGGUUUUAUAUUUGAGUCCUUGACCCAUUUUGAGUUAAUUUCUGUAUAUGGUGUAAGGUUCCAGCUUCAUUCUUUUGCAUGCAGAUGUUCAUUUUUUCCAGCACCAUUUGUUGAUAAAACUGUCCCUUUCCCAUUGACUGGUCUUGGCACCCUUGUUGAAAAUCACUUGACCACAUAUGCAAGUGUUUAUUUCUAGGCUCUCUAUUCUGCCACACUGGUCUAUUUAUCUGUCUUCAUGCCAGUAACACACUGUUUUGAUUACUGUAGCUUUGUAGUCAGUUUUGAGAUCAGGAAGCAUUAAGACUCCAGCUUUGUUCUUUUCCAAGUUUCUUUUGGCUAUUUGGCAUCCCAUGACAUUCCAUAAGAAUUAUAGGAUAGGUUUUUCUAUUUCUCCAAAAAUGUCAUUGCAAUUUUUUGUUUUGUGUGUGUGUGUGUGUGUGUGCAUGUUUUUUUUUUUUUUUCAAGUAAAUGCAGGGCUGAAACUCAUAACCCCAAGAUCAAGAGUUGCACACUCGACCAACUGAGCCAGCCAGACACCCCUGUCCUUGCAGUUCUGUUAGGGAUUGAAUUAAAUCUGUAGAAUUUGGGGUAUUGUUGACAUCUUAACAGAAUUAAGUCUUUCAGUUCAUGAACACAAUAUGUCUUUCCAUUUAUUUCUGUCUUUAAUUUCUUUCAGCGCUGUUUUCUAGUUUUCACUGUACAGCUCUUUGGCCCCCUUGGUUAUGUUGAUUUCUAAGUAUUUUUUUAUUCUGUUUUAAAUGGAAUUGCUUUCUUGGUUCUGUUUUGUAUUUUUCACUGUUAAAUGUAUAGAAAUGCAACUAAGUUUGUUGAUUUUGUGUCAUUCAGUUUUACUAAAUUCAUCUAUUCUCUGGAAUCUUCAAGGUUUUCUAUAUAGUAGAUCAUGUCCUUUGCACCCAUCUUAUAUUUUAAUAUUGUUUUGUAACUUUUUUCACUUAAUAAAUGUUUCAAACAUUUCCCCAUGUUUCAUUUUUAGUUACAGAUUUACCAAAAUUUGUUAAAACCAGGUAUUAAUGGGCUAUACAGGAGAGAAGUGAUUCCAGGAACAAUGUGCAUUGGGCAAAAACCUCAAAUUCCCCCAAGCUUCCAUUUCAGCAGGGCGUGCUCACAUCACAGAUGUAUCAUUGGAUCUGCCUCGUGAGCUGUCAGAGCAUAAAGGCUCGGAGACAGGAGCCCAAACCAAAGGUCUGAAGGCCACUGAGAGGGCCGGCUACUCUCAUUUGGGCCCUUCCUGCUGCUCUCUGGCCAUUGCUCUUUGUUUGGACUUCAAGUUCCACAUGUGGGCUCCUCCAGGAAUCUUUUCCUCUGUUGCAAGGGAGGAGGAUUCUACCUUACCACACCUGGUCAGAACCCAGCUUCUGAGAUUGACUCUUUAUUCCUGCUAUAUGCAGAACAUUUGUGCUGCAGUCAUCAGAUCAGCAACCCCCAGGCAGGGGACAGGGGACAACUGUCAUGGCUCCGUGGAGAGAGUGACAACAGGGUAUUGUGUGUGGUCUGAGGAGGGGUGCAAGAAGGUGUCCAGGAGGGGGGACCUGGAAGCAGAGCCCCAAGGAGAACGGACUUUAGUGGGUGUGCAGGGAGAGGAUGCUGGCCGUUGUCAUUCAGAGGAUGUGACGUUGCUUGGCAGCUCUAGGAUCCAGGGAAUGGAUUACUUUCUCUUUUGUCUCUGUCACAGUACAAAGAAAGAUGGAAUGCAGGAGGCAGUUGGGAAUUCAUCUUUAUCAUUGUGCUAUGCCACAGUGUUUUCUAACUAGUCAGGCCAUAGAUCCUUUUCCUCAGCUGUACCUCAAAGAGCCCUUUAGAAAAAAGGAGGUCUGUUUCUACUGAGGGAAUGUGAACCACUGUUUUUCUUGGACUGAAGAAUCUAGUGCUAAAAGGAGGUAGGGAGCCAGCACUAUGCUCGUGGCUUUGUGUAGGUGCACUACAGUAUUUCUUCUGCUUUGUGGCACAUCUCUACAAAAGCAAACACGGUGCCCAUUACCCCAGUCACACCUUUCACCAAAGCACAUCUUGAUCUCACAAAUGUUCACGUGUGAAAUGUGACGUCUUCGAAGCAAUGUGACAUGGCCUCUUAAUCUCUCUCAGAAGGUGCUUGUAAGGGUGACUGUGUCUUCCCCAUUGUUCAGAUUAAAUAACUUAUGAGCAAUAGGGCUGAGAAUUCCACCCAGGUGCAUUCAUUGCUCUAACCCAGGCCUAUUUCCAGCCCUCAGUUCUGUCUUCCCUUGGAGCCUUAAGGCCCCCUCCAGCUUAACAGUUCCCUCCAGUCUUAACAAAAGCCCAUUCCACACAGCUUUGUGGAGCUGAAAUGUGAAUCUGAUCGUGGCAUUCUUUUGCUUCAGAGAUAGCUAUAGAAGAUGGUCUGCUUUCCACAGUGGUGCCUUGCUGGGCCCUGCCCCUCUCCCAAGCCUCCUUUCUCCCCACACUCUGCAGCAGCUUGUCAGGCUUAUUCUGCAUUUCAUGCCAUAUCCCCUCUGCCUGACAUUCCCUUCCCUCCUCUUCUGGCUGACUUCUCCUCAACCUUUGGGACUCACUUCAAUUGUGAUUUCUGUAGGAAGGCCAAGCUUAGGUAGCUUUCCACCUGUGCAGACAUCCAUCACUAGGAGCUUCCUGAGUGCAGAGCUGAGCCAUUCAUAGCUUUACUUUCCCUCGACUUAGUCCAGUAGCAGGCUCAUAGUAGACAACCACCAAGGUGGAUGGAUGAGAAAACAUCCUAUUGAUGCUAUGAGUGGGUUAGUGGUCAAGACUCGUGCUAUGACGAGUACCUGUGCAACAGAGCCCCUCUGCUAAGGUAGCCUCUACUCUGAGUGUUCUUGGGGAGUCAGGCUUGUCUUUGGCUUGCACUUAAGUGAUUUUGAUGUACUUCUUGAGGGGACAUACAAUGUCUCAUAUACUUAAGGAAUUGAAAAGCACUCCUAUAGUCAGGUGGAUACUCCUCCCUGAUGGCCUUCUCAAGACUGUCGCUGAGUCAGCUAGAACUUUUUUGGUGAAAAUGAUAAGUAUGCAGAUCCAGUUACCUUAGGCAGAAAAGUGAAUGAAUUAGCAUUUUGAGUAGUCUCUUGUAUAAAAAACUACCCCCAAAACCUGCUGGCUUAAAACAAUAGCUGUUUUAUUAUUUAUUUGUGAUUGUGAAACCUGGCCAGGCCCAGCAGGGACAGCUCAACUUAGUUCUGCAUAGAAUCUGCUGGGGUGGCUAGAGCAGCUUGGGACCAGAAAACGUCAGUCUGGGUCCUGUGCCAGGGCCUUGAUUCUCACUGUUGUCUGGGUUCUUUGACCCUUUUUAUGUGGCCAGCUUGGAGGUCUCUACAUGGUGGUCUCAGGGUACUUUAACUUCUCACAUGGCAGCUGGCUUUCUCCAGAAGUCAAAAGUUGAACUGGACCUGUUUGAGGCUUAAGCUCAGAACUAGAACAGCAUCACUUCAGUCACAUUCUGUUAAAACAGGUCAGAGAACCAGCCCAAAUUCAAGGAGAGGAAAACACACAAGGGCAGGAGUCCUGGGGAAAUGUGGUUCAGUGGAGCCUAAUCAGAUAGCUGCCUCCCCCGGCCUGUGGGACUGAGGUGUCUGGGGUGAUCAGUGCUCAGUAUAGCAAGUCCAAGGCCAAGCCCAGGUCAUCAGGACUAGUUGUGCACAUAUGCAUAGCUCUCACUGGUGCUCUGUCUCUCUACUUCACCUUUCAUCUGUAGGCUUUAAGUCACUUCCCUGCAGGCAGUGUCAUCCUAGCCCUCCAGCAUCUCCAGGAGUAUCCCCUCCUAGCUCCCCUGGAGGAGAAGUACAUUUCCAUACUUGAAUCUCAGGCUCUGGAAAAAGCAGCUUAUGUGGCCUUGGGCAAGUUUCCUAACUUGUGUGCCUCAGUUUCCCCCUCUGUCAAAUGAGGAUGUCAGAACUAUCUACUUCAGAGGACAGUGUGAAACUUAUCCUGGGCUGUGCUGCCUGCAGGGCUUGAGUGGCACAUCAGAUGCUCAUUAGAGCAUGUCAUGGACUGGGAAGAAGAGGUCCACAGGGCUUACCCCAGUGUGACUCUGCCUCUCCUGGAAGGAGUAACUGGCUGGCACCUCCAAGGACUGGCCCAUUGCAGCUUCCUGAGAGGUCCUGAGUAGAGAUGGUGGUGCUAAUGGGGUUGACACUCCUUGCCACUGCCCUCACCAUACUGGGAGACAUCUGCUCUUCUGAAUUUCACGAGGCUCUUAGUGGUACUAAUCAGUUGCCUUCCUCUGGUGUCUGGCAGGACCCUGAACCUCACUUAGUCUCAGCACUAAGUGCCGUGGUCUGCACAGCCUGGGCCCAGAACUCCUACUGUCCUUUCUUGUUUCUUGAGGCUUCCCUAUCAGGCAUUUGUCAUGGCCCAUAUGGGCAAGAAAUCCACCUUCUUGCUACUGCUUCCCUCCCAGGUCCUCAGCCUGUGGAAAAGUGUGGCACAUUCUCAGCAGCAGCAUUUCAGGCUCUCUGGCUUAGCACACCUGGCAGCCACCUGACCCAGGAAGGGUGUGGUGUGCCAGUGUAGUUGUGAGUGCACAGGCACAGGGGUACCAGUUUGAGCAUUCCCAGUCCUUCUCACCUGUGUUCUUAGCACCUGCCUUCUUUUACCUACUGUAUAUUGUUUUCUGGAUUCUUCUUUUGAAGAUGAAGGUGGGACUAAUUAGGGUCUGCCAUCUAGACUAUGGAAGAACAACUUGCAAUAACUCUCUUUCCUCAUGCCCCCCGAGUGUGCUCCACUGCUGGUUCUGGCUCCUUCAAAGCUAUAAGAGUACCGAGCUGUGUUGGGGCUUGUCUUGGGAACCCUUGGAGUAAAAGCUCAGAUCAGACCAGGGCUGAAUUUCCUAUAUGUUUGGGACAGCUUUGAGUAUGCAUGUGCUCUAGGAAGGCGAUCGGUAGCCACUUGGCUAAGUUUCACCUUUCACUGUAGAGCUCUGACUCUUGAGUAUGUACCUGGAGGUGACCGAGGGUCUCAGGGACCAGACUGGAGCUGCCAGUAUGAUGUCAGGGGCUUGUAGCAGGCUGUGUUGUCUUGGAUUUCAGUAAGUAGACGAAAUAACAUGUAAUGUGAUUUCCAACCUUCCUAGGGUUUCUCCUUGUUCUCUGAGACAAAAUGGGUCCCUUGCAUUUGGCACACCUGCUUGAUACUGGCCUUGCACAGCUGUUUUCCCCACUACCACAUGACAAGAAAGAGAGCACAUUUCCCUUUGUUUUGUGGAAGCUCAGGCUCAAUUUGCCUGCAGGGGUAUGGCUAUCCAGAAGAAGGUAAGGUGAGCUGGCUGUUUCUUGGGGCCCAUGCUGGCCAUUGCCUUUUUGAGUACCAAUAUUUUAUUUUCUACACUUAGGCACUAGCCCUAGCAGGACUUUGAGCUCUUAGGCAGCCACCACCUGCCUCUGCCCUGCCCCUCCCUGCCUGCACUUGCCACCAUGUGAUUCUAGAGCUGGUAACCCUCAUUCUGGUGUCCAUGCCAACUCCUCUUGGGUAACAGAGACAAAGCAUCCUCAACUAAAAUACUCCUCAGCAAUAGCACCUUGACUAUAUCAGUGAUUGCUGGUAUUCAUCAUGCAUCUAAUUUGUCACUAACCAAAUGUUACUGAGCAACCACUCACCAGACCUAUGCUAGAAGCUGAGAAUGUGGUAACGAACACGACAACAAUUGACAUGCCACUCUUACCAUGAAAGCAGAUGAGGGACCCAGACAAAUGCCCACAGGCCCCAGGCCCCAGGAAUACUUCUAGUCUGCUGGGUUUCAAGCUGUCACGACGCCUUUGCCAGUCUGGUCCACCAAACUAUAGCUAGCUACCUAGCUUCAUGGGCUCCUGGUGGGGUCUGCACCCUGCUCUCUAGGAGCUAGUAGCUAUAGUCCUUCCCCCUAGACAGACUGAACAUCUGGUUGAAUGAGGGCUCAUCCUGUAGAGGAAGUUCAGCCAGAGGAGAUGCUGAGAAUGCUGACUUUCCACGGACUUUGAUGCAGCACAAAUGUAUAGGCGGUCUUUUGGAAGCAGAAGCAUGAUGAGGGAAGUGAUGCGUGUGAUCGCAGUCAGCUACUGGUCCUACCCAGCUGUCAGCGAAGCAGAAAGGCCAGGGUGCUUAUGUGUCCAGGCUGUCAGCCAAGUGCAGAUCCAUGGGAUGGGGAGAUGGCUGGAGGUAUAGCCGUUGUGACUCAGCUGUUGUCGUGACCUGCUCAUAGCCUUUACAACUGUGUGUCCUCAGAAGGUGGCCAGCUCUUGUCUGCUGGACAUUUGUGCAAGUGCCCAGGCGAUCUGUGGACUCAGUUGUUCUAGUGACAGAAUGCUUUGUGCCACUUUUAGACUAAGCUAUUUAAUGUCACUUGGAGAGUCUUCCAGCAGUUUUUACUUUAACUGAAACUGUUAGAUCACUCCACUCUUACAGAUAAUUUAUCAACAGCCUAUUAUUUUUUCCUAGGAGCAGUGAUUAAAGAUAUUACUCAGAUAACCACCAUUUCAAAAUUUUUGACUCUGUUGAUAUUGUCCAAUGAAUACAAGCCAAGGUAGACGUUGUGUGUGUGUGUUUUUUUCUUUGUUUCUAGGCAAGCCAAUUUUUUCAGUUGAUAUUCACCCUGACGGGACCAAGUUCGCAACUGGAGGACAAGGACAGGAUUCUGGGAAGGUUGUGAUCUGGAAUAUGUCUCCAGUCCUCCAGGAGGAUGACGAGAAGGAUGAAAAUAUUCCCAAGAUGCUUUGCCAGAUGGACAAUCACUUAGCAUGUGUGAACUGUGUGCGGUGGUCAAACAGUGGGAUGUAUUUAGCUUCUGGGGGAGAUGACAAACUGAUUAUGGUGUGGAAACGGGCUACGUACAUCGGCCCCAGCACUGUGUUCGGCUCCAGUGGUAAGCUUGCCAACGUGGAGCAAUGGCGAUGUGUCUCUAUCCUCCGGAGUCACUCAGGCGAUGUAAUGGAUGUAGCGUGGUCUCCCCAUGAUGCCUGGCUGGCCUCGUGCAGCGUGGAUAACACUGUCGUCAUCUGGAACGCUGUGAAGUUCCCAGAAAUUCUCGCUACUCUGAGAGGCCAUUCUGGCUUGGUAAAGGGGUUGACCUGGGACCCUGUUGGUAAAUACAUUGCCUCUCAAGCUGACGACCGCAGCCUGAAGGUGUGGAGAACGCUGGACUGGCAGUUGGAGACCAGCAUCACCAAACCUUUUGAUGAGUGUGGAGGGACAACCCAUGUGUUGCGGCUCAGCUGGUCACCUGACGGGCACUACCUGGUGUCUGCCCACGCCAUGAACAACUCUGGCCCCACUGCCCAGAUCAUUGAACGGGAGGGCUGGAAGACCAACAUGGACUUUGUCGGGCACCGGAAAGCUGUGACUGUUGUUAAAUUCAACCCAAAAAUCUUCAAAAAGAAGCAGAAGAAUGGGAGUUCUGCAAAGCCCAGCUGCCCAUAUUGCUGCUGUGCUGUUGGCAGCAAGGACCGUUCUCUCUCUGUCUGGCUCACGUGUCUGAAACGGCCUUUGGUUGUCAUCCAUGAGCUAUUCGACAAAUCCAUCAUGGAUAUUUCCUGGACUCUGAAUGGGCUGGGCAUCUUGGUGUGCUCCAUGGAUGGCUCUGUGGCGUUUCUAGAUUUCUCCCAGGAUGAGCUUGGAGACCCCCUGAGCGAGGAGGAGAAGAGCCGCAUUCACCAGUCUACCUAUGGCAAGAGCUUGGCCAUCAUGACUGAGGCCCAGCUCUCCACAGCUGUCAUCGAGAACCCAGAGAUGCUCAAAUACCAGCGCAGGCAGCAACAACAGCAGCUGGACCACAAGAGUGCCUCGGCCAGAGAGACAAGUUCAGCUACCUCAGUUGCUGGCGUUGUCAAUGGGGAGAGUCUAGAAGACAUUAGGAAGAAUCUUUUGAAGAAACAAGUUGAGACUCGGACUGCAGAUGGUCGCAGAAGAAUCACACCUCUCUGCAUAGCACAGCUGGACACCGGGGACUUCUCCACGGCAUUCUUUAACAGCAUCCCACUCUCGGGCUCCCUGGCGGGCACCAUGCUCUCCUCUCAUAGCAAUCCACAGCUACUGCCACUCGACUCCAGUACCCCCAACUCCUUUGGCGCCUCGAAGCCCUCCACAGAGCCUGUGGCGACAGCUGGUGCCAGGCCGGCUGGUGAUACUGUCAGUAAGGACAGUGUGAAUGCUACCUCUACUCCUGCUGCAUCGUCACCCUCCGUGUUAACAACCCCGUCCAAGAUUGAACCCAUGAAAGCAUUUGACUCCCGAUUCACGGAGCGGUCUAAAGCCACACCAGGUGCUCCUGCCUUGACCAGUGUGACUCCAACAACUGUGGAAAGGUUGAAAGAGCAGAACCUUGUGAAAGACCUGAGGCCCCGGGACCUCCUGGAGAGCAGCAGUGACAGCGACGAAAAAGUCCCUGUGGCCAAGCCCUCCUCGCUGUCCAAGCGAAAACUGGAGCUUGAGGUGGAAACAGUGGAGAAGAAGAAGAAAGGGAGACCUCGGAAGGAGUCUCGGCUCAUGCCUGUGUCUCUGUCUGUCCAGUCCCCAGCUGCCCUGACCGCAGAGAAGGACACCGUGUGUUUGUCUGUACCAGCACCUGCACUGAAGCUGCCCAUGCCAGGCCCCCAGAGAGCAUUUACCCUCCAGGUGAGCUCCGAUCCCUCUAUGUACAUUGAAGUGGAGAAUGAAGUGACUGCUGUGGGGGGCGUGAAGCUAAGUCGUUUGAAGUGUAACCGGGAAGGGAAGGAGUGGGAGACGGUGCUCACCAGCCGGAUCCUCACUGCUGCUGGCAGUUGUGACGUGGUAUGUGUUGCCUGUGAAAAGAGGAUGCUGUCAGUGUUCUCCGCCUGUGGUCGCCGUCUCCUCCCUCCCAUCCUCCUGCCGUCCCCAAUCUCCACUUUGCACUGCACGGGUUCCUACGUCAUGGCACUCACGGCUGCAGCCACAUUAUCUGUCUGGGAUGUUCACAGACAGGUAGUUGUGGUGAAAGAAGAAUCGCUACACUCCAUCUUGGCAGGAAGUGACAUGACAGUGUCACAGAUCUUGCUGACACAGCAUGGAAUCCCAGUGAUGAACCUGUCUGAUGGGAAGGCAUACUGCUUUAAUCCAUCACUUUCUACAUGGAACCUGGUUUCUGACAAGCAGGACUCCCUGGCCCAGUGUGCAGACUUCAGGAGCAGCCUGCCUCCCCAGGACGCCAUGUUGUGCUCCGGACCUUUAGCCAUAGUCCAGGGCCGUGCCUCCACUUCAGGAAGACAGGCAGCCCGACUCUUCUCCGUGCCUCAUGUAGUGCAGCAGGAGACCACCCUGGCCUACCUGGAGAAUCAGGUUGCAGCGGCACUCACCCUGCAGUCCAGCCAUGAGUACCGCCAUUGGCUCCUCCUCUACGCUCGGUACCUUGUGAAUGAAGGGUCUCCGGAAGAGGGAGCUGUUGAAGGAGCUACUGCCAGUCAUUGGGCAGAAUCUCCGUUUUCAGCGCCUCUUCACCGAGUGUCAGGAGCAGCUCGAUAUCCUGAGGGACAAGUAGCCUGCCUAGGCCUCCCCUGGCUACAGCAAGGGCAGGGCCACACUCUCGCCGCUGACAACGCAGAGGACCACCUCUCACCUCGUCAGGCUACAGAAGGACGAGGAGACACUGGCAGGAGGUGGGCUAUCCCGUGCCAGCACCAGCCCAGCUUCCUGGGCAGACUUCCCCUAUUUCCUGGGCCUGUUGCUCCCUCAGAAGGGGGAACCUCUGCCAGCCAUUCAUCCCUCCCUCCAGGACCCCUGUGCAGAGCUGGGGCUGGGGCCCUGCCCUGCUGCCCUGGGGUCAGUGAGGCACUCCCAGGCCUGCCGUCUCCAGCACGGUCCCAAGGUGGACGCUAGUCCCUGCCACUGCAGACACCGUGCUGCUUCAGCUAUGAUGAAUGAGCCAUUUGUGAAAGAGAGAGAACCCUGAAAUGUUAGUGUAUUAUGCAGUCAGUAGACUGACCCCGAGACCUAUGUAAAAGGAAAGCCUAUUCCAACACGGACUAUUUUUGUACUAGAAUUUGCUAACUUGUAAUAUGGAAUUUUCCUUUUGGCCAAUAAUCAGGAUUUCCCUAUAAGUCACUUGGACAUUGGUCACUUGUAGGAAAUUUAAACUCUAAUUAUGACAGCUACAUUGAAAAAUAAUUGUACUGAAAUUAACUUGUCUAUCUUCAUUUGGUUUUAAUUUUUAAAUGUUUGUAAAAAGAGACUGUUUUUUGGGGGAAUGGGGCAGAGGGGUGGGCGAUUUCUUUUGUAAGUGUAAAAUAAAUGAACACGCAUUGGAUACCAAAUCA
Panthera uncia (snow leopard) is the source of this 12048-nucleotide messenger RNA. RefSeq names its product protein HIRA. Gene Ontology annotation, molecular function: nucleosome binding; protein binding. The coding region runs from base 8291 to 11611 and encodes 1106 amino acids. Gene Ontology annotation, cellular component: nucleus; HIR complex. The transcript is spliced from 23 exons. Lineage: Eukaryota; Metazoa; Chordata; Mammalia; Carnivora; Felidae. Gene Ontology annotation, biological process: chromatin remodeling; DNA-templated transcription; regulation of DNA-templated transcription. The record is from RefSeq and is a predicted model, not a curated record.